AUGGCGGGGAGAAGCUUCGUCUUCACGUCCUCUGCUCUGCGCUCUCUACAGCGGGAUCAGGACCUGCUGGACAGAGACCGCCACAGGAGGCAGCUGGCGGAACACCGCGUCAGCAGCUACGUCCCGCAGUGGGCCCGUGAGCCCCCCGGGACCGGCUCCGUCCGGCCCCCCGUCCUCUGUGAGGACGUGGUCGUCCACAACGCGCUGUACACUGGAGACCUGCAGGCUCUGCAGCGCCUGUUUCCCGCAGGAUCCUCCGCCGACGUCACACUGGAGCCGCGAGGGGGCGACAUGCGAUGGGUCCCAGCAGGAGACGGACUGUGGUCUCUGACGUACGAGCAGGAGCUGACCACGCCGCUGCACGUGGCCGCCGGCCGAGGCUUUGCGGACUGCCUGAAGCACCUGCUGCAGCGGGGGGCCGACGUGGACCGGGCCCCCGGGGGAUCCACCGCCCUGCACGAGUCCUGCGACAGCUGCCAGCCAGAAUGCACCAAACUGCUGCUGAUGUACGGCGCCGACGCCAACGCCAUGACCGACGACGGUCUCAUGCCACUGCACGUCUGCACCGAGCCACAGUCGUUGGAGUGUGCGCGCUACCUGCUCCAGUUUGGCGCGGUGGUGGGGGCUCGCAGUGCGGAGGAGGACGACACGCCGCUGCACGUGGCGGCGCGCGGCGGGCUCGCGGACCACGUGGACCUGUACCUGCGCUACGGGGCCCCGGUGGACCCCGUCAACCGCGAGGGCCUGACACCGCUCAACGCCGCGUGCGCGCAGCCGCAGGAGGCGCGCGACCUGCCGCGCUACUUCCAGGUGUGCAAGCGGCUUUUGGAGGGCGGGGCGGACGCGCGCACCAUGGACCAGGACCGGCGCACGCCGCUGCACCUGGCCUGCAAGAGCGCCAACCCGGACGUGGUGGAGCUGCUGCUCGCGAAAGGCGCGUGCGUCAACGACAUGGACUACGGGGGCGAGGCGCCGCUGCACAACAUCCUGAAGGUGGUCUGCUUCAAGGUCGACCACCAGCCGCACAGGAUCGUGCGCGCGCUGCUCAACUACGGCUCCAUCCGCGUGUGGCCCGGCGCGCUCCCGAAGGUCCUGCAGCACUGCUCGCCGUCGCCGCGCACCAUCGAGGUGCUGCUGAACGCCUACAGCCGGCUGAAGGUGACGGAGGCCUGGAGGGAGGCGGUGCCGGCUGAGCUGCUGGAGGAGCAUCCCGUCUUCUUCCAGUCGGUCUUCAGUCUCCAGGACGCCCCUCGCUCUCUGCAGCAUUUGUCUCGCUGCAGACUGAGGAGCUUCCUGGAGGGUCGAGUCCACGAGGUGGUCCCCAAACUGGAGCUGCCCGACAUCAUCAGGAAGUACCUGCUGCUGGAGUACAGAGGCUACGUCCACUGACACACACACACACACACACACACACACACACACACACACACACACACACACACACACACACACACGCUGCAGCGUGAUGGAGUGAGUUAUCGCCCAGAUGAAGAAGCGCCAGCCGUCAGGAGAGUCAGAACUGAGGCUCCCUGUGGCGUUCUGUCGUUCCUCUCUGUUAUGGUUCCCGUCGGUUCAGUGUAAAAAACGAAGAAGGGCCGAACAGCGACUCCUCAGCUGCUGCUGAAGAUCAGUGUCUGUUUAGAAACCAGACUGUUUGUCAGAGACCGUUAGCACCAAUCUGAAGAAUAAAAACGGAGAAAUCUUCUGUGAUUCUGACAGUUCGGUUCAGAUCAGCUGGGUUCAAACACAUCUUAUCACGAAGAGGAAUUUCUCCCUGAACUUCACAUCCACCAGCUUUUCUUCCUUCAGACUCCUCUUCACUGAGGGUUGGGUUCGGAUAAGAACAAACUGCAAGGCGCGAUGCUCUCGGGGACUGGAGGAUUAAAAAAUCUUGAAAUUCCUUUAAAAAAACCAAAUUGGUAAAUAAAAACCCAUAAGAUUGAUAAAAGUCAUAGAAUUAAAAUGGACCAAACCCCUACACGGGUCACGUAGCGGCAUCUCAAAAAGCUCCGCCCCCACAGCGCCGGGAUGGAUGGUCCUUGAACCAUUCGACUAGCUGGGUGGCAGCUUUGCUCUGACUGUCACCUGGUUAUUACACUGCUCACCAAAUCACAAUAAUGUUUCUUUGCUGUCGUUCGCUCACGUCUGAUAAUUGGAAAACAAUUUUGUUCAUAUUCUUCAAGACAGCUGAGGAUCACCUGGGGCUCCACUGGCACUGCACACACACACACACACACACACACACACACACACACACACACGCCCUCAGGGUUCUGUCUGAAUUUUCAUGUUUUUCAUUAGAAUUUUAUUCCAGGUUUUUUUAUUUUAGAUCAUUUUAGUCGUUAAGGCAUGCAACUAAAGAACAUUCUCUGAAUAAAACACUGUUUGAUGCAUUUGUUGUUUCUUUUUUUCCAGCUAAAAAUCAAAAUGAUCACAUUUAAUGUUUAAAACGUGUUUAUAGUGUAGAAUAAAUAAUAAUCAUAUUUUAAUGUUGAGAUUUUCUGCAACGCUCCGGUGGAUUCAGCGUUGCUGCAUCGUUUCUCCAAACUGUUCCGGGAUUGUUAUUGUCUUUUUAAUUCAAUGUAAUUACACACUUUGUGCGUGUGUGCGCGCGCACGUGUCUGCGUCGCCGAUGAUUUACACCUGUUUUCUGGUAAAUGAACAAAUUACUGCGCCUACAAGUUCAAUUAGAUUAACGAGCCGGAAAACGGAAGAAAAACGGGGGGAAAAGAUUUUUCUGUGAUUUCCUCUUUUUAAAUCUCACAUUAGAUAGGGGUGUGUGUGUGUGUGUGUGCGUGUGUGUGUGUGUGUGUGUGUGUGUGUGUGUGUGUGUGUGUGUGUGUGUGUGUGUGUGUGUGUGUGUGUGUGUGUUUCUCCGGCAGGGAGCGCUGCAGACUAUCGUCACGUCUCUCUCUCGUGCGUUUUGCUGGCGCUGAUCUCCACAGUCUGCACGUUCACGCGCUGUAAUGAGGCCCUAAUCCAGAUUAAACAUUUUAAUUAAAUUAUUGGAGGCUGAUGGAAAAUGUCACUUUCCAAUCUGUAGCUGAAAGUUUGAAUUUCCUGCAGUUUUGAAAUAAAAUUCAUUUA
Messenger RNA from Salarias fasciatus (jewelled blenny), 3087 nucleotides. RefSeq names its product ankyrin repeat and SOCS box containing 10 (gene asb10). Gene Ontology annotation, molecular function: protein binding. NCBI's taxonomy places the organism in Eukaryota, Metazoa, Chordata, Actinopteri, Blenniiformes, Blenniidae. Gene Ontology annotation, biological process: intracellular signal transduction. The transcript is spliced from 5 exons. The record is from RefSeq and is a predicted model, not a curated record. The coding region runs from base 1 to 1389 and encodes 462 amino acids. Gene Ontology annotation, cellular component: cytoplasm.